Cuscuta europaea is the source of this 1762-nucleotide messenger RNA. The record is from the annotation of a GenBank genome assembly. NCBI's taxonomy places the organism in Eukaryota, Viridiplantae, Streptophyta, Magnoliopsida, Solanales, Convolvulaceae.
CAACUGUCACAUAGUGGUCGUGGGUCACCAGCUCCCCGAUGACCCAGGCCUUGACCUUCCCAUAGACAUACACACCAGCUCCCAUGCCCCUCUCUGGCUCGCCAAAAAUCCUACCCAUACACCACCACCGCACCCCUUCACGACACACCGUCAGUCCCUGCGGCCCCAAAUUGGGUCGUCAUCCAUCAAGGAUGGCUGAUCUAGCACCACUAGUGCUCCACCACUGCCUUCGCCAUGCUCCGUCCUGCCCCAAGCCUGGGCCGUCAUCGUUGCCGCACAAAAAACCCUAGCCGCCACAACUAUUUCGCUCGCCAACGAAUCUAUGCCAAAUUGCCAUCAACAAAUCAGCCGCCAUUGUUAGAUCUUCACCAUCCCCACUCGUACGAGUAAAAAGAGAAGAAUAGCAAGAGAAGAAGAAAAUGAACGCCAAACAUGUUGACGUCAUUGAAAUCAUAGUUCUUUUUAGGUCAUUCUUUUUAAAACAUACUUCGAUAUGGGAGUACCCAAACCCCACUUCCGCCAGGCGAUCUACCGCUCAUCCCUCAGCCGGACGCUAGAUUGCUCUCCGUUUCCAUCUCCUCUUCCCCUUAGAUCGGACGCAGUCUACACCACGCCGUUCGUCUAAUUCGGCCAGGGUUUUCAUUGGUGGCAAAGGUAGGAGACUGAGAUUUUGUGGGGUUGUUAAAAAGAUGGACAACAACGAAGGAAACAGAACAUCAUCAACUACCCUUCCAAUGUCAAAGGUGUCUCCCAUCUUGGAAGAAGGGAUCAAUCUAAUCCUCUCUCGAUGGACAGCCCUUGAACUAGCACUCCAACAAUCAGGGCGCCCUCUUGAGAAGCUUUCCUCAUGUAUCAUCUCCUUCUUCAUCAAUUCCAGAAAGGAGGAAUUAUGUCCAGAAGUUUUGGAGGAUAUCCUCUUAUGGGAGAUGGAAGAGAUGGAAACCAUUUUUGAAGAUGACACUGAGAUAAAGGAGGUAGCAUCCGAUAUGAUGCGUGUGCAUGAAGGAUGCACGAAAGGAGACUAUAGUUUUGUAGAGAGGUUGAGGGCUUGGAAACCACCCACUUGGAUUGGUGCCCAUGUUGGGAAGGCAACCGUUUAUGAGAGUGAUGAUGACAGCUCGGAUAGUGAUGAUUCUCAUGCUGAAGUUGAUGUUGGGAGUCCAGUUAAUAAUGGUGGUGGCACAUCAAAUAUGAUGGCUCUAGAUUUUCCGAUGUCUCAUCCUGCUGCUGCUAAUGGUGGUGCUGAAAUGGCGUUUGACGGUGAUGUAUGCAUGUCUCCUCAGUCAACUGCUGAAGAUGAUGAUGGUGGCGGGUGGGCUGUGGUUGCACGUAAGCACAGCAGCAGCAAUGCUCGGCGAAGGAUAGGGGGUGUGGGAUUGCCUAAUGGUAAUAGGGUUCUUUGAUGUGUUUUUGGAUUUAGACCGGAUAUGUUUUUCAUGGGUUUUUUUUUACUCCAGAGGGUCCGGGGGAGGAGGGUUGAGGGGGCCUGAAGUAAACAGGGCUGAAACUCACUCCAUUGAGUUUCAAAUCCUUUAUGUGUCUAACGGGUUUCGAACUCGAGACCUCCCACAAUCCAACUAGGGAUGAUAACCUCGCAACCAGAUGAGUUGUAAUGCUUGGUUGUUUUUCGUGGUGUUAUUAUUAGCAUUUGCUACUCUUUAGGCAUGUUACUAAGUUUUUUUUUUUAUGAAAAUAGGCAUGGUACUAAGUUAUACGGAGUAUUCAUCUGAUCACCUUUUUAUAAAUGCACAUUUAGUUAAAA